Molecule: messenger RNA, 990 nt
Organism: Tachysurus fulvidraco (yellow catfish)
Lineage: Eukaryota; Metazoa; Chordata; Actinopteri; Siluriformes; Bagridae
Product: C-type mannose receptor 2-like
Exons: 2
Coding region: 43-702 (219 amino acids)
Source: RefSeq, a predicted model, not a curated record
UCAGGUCUGUUCUGGAGAGAACACAUUUAUUAUGAUCAGAAUAUGACCUGGACUGAGGCUCAGACGUACUGCAGGAAUAAUUAUGUAGAUCUGUCAGUUAUUGACAGCCAAUUAGCAUUCAACAGUUUCGUAAAUAAAUCAGACAGUCAGAAAUCUGAAAAUUGCUGGAUCGGUCUUAGAAAAGAAAAAAACGAGACUCUGUUUACACAGUGGUCAGAUGGAACUAUACUAAGAUUCUCAAAUUGGAAAGGUGGGAAUCUUACCAAUCGUCCGAAUGGAGACUGUGUUUUUACGAACAACAAUGUUUGGGUACUGGAUGACUGUAAUAACAAACAUAAAGUCUUCUGCUACACUUGGGCACCUAAGAUAAUUGUGGUGCAGAGGAUGAUGAACUGGGAGGAGGCUCUGGUGUACUGCAGAACCUACUACACUCACCUGGUAUGGUUCAUCGAGAAGAUUGACUACUUUUUGGUCAACAACAGAAGUAUGAAAAUUCAGACUCCCACAUUCUGGACCAGUCUACGAUUCAUGGAUGGCUCAUGGUUCUGGGCGAACGGGAUGUUUCUGCUGAAUAGUGAGACAUCACUGCCUCCAUGCCCUGACAAGCCUUUCCAUUGUGGAGCACGAAAUAUUAAAGCUGGUGUCUGGGAGAACAGAGACUGCAAGGAGAAAAUGAACUUCAUUUGUUAUCACUACAUUUGAGCAUCACUGCAAUCAAGAUUGGCAUGAGACAAUGAAGAAUCGAUGAACAGAGAUGCUGAGCAGAUUAAUGUCAAUCACACAGCAUAAUAUUAUAAACUGAAUUAUUACAUUAGAAUUGUUACUUCAUUACUUAAUUCUCCAACACUAUAUUUAUGUGCUACAUUGUGUUGAAGUAAAUAGUGUCCUUGAGUAGAUAUUUGUUAUAAGAUAUAUAUUAUAAGUUUUUCCUGAAUAAAUGGAAUUUGUAUUUUAUCCUCGACUGUAAUGUUAAACAUUAAAUAAAAUGUG